AUGGCCCAAACAUUCGUCAUGCGAGGGGUCGAAGGCAAGGUGAAGAAGACGCCGGCCGACAUCCCCGAGCUCAAGCCCAACGAGGUGCUCGUCAAGAUCACCCACAGCGGCCUCUGCGGCACGGACUUGUUCUACAUCGACCCGGGCUGUGCUCUGGGCCACGAAGGGGUCGGGACGGUCGAGAAGGUGGGCAGCGCGGUGACGGCGCACAAGAUUGGGGAUCGCGUAGGCGGAGGAUAUCUGAGAAGUGUAUGUUUUGAUUCCAUCGUCCACGAGCCCGCCACCAGAGUCUUGGCCCAUUCGACUCGGCCGCAGGAGAAUUCCCUCACUGACAAUCUCCCGACUCCCCAGAGCUGUGGCCAGUGCAAGUACUGCCUGACGGGCCAGGACAUCAUGUGCUACAACCGCGACAUCUACGGCUUCGCGGGCUUCAGCAACGGCACCUUCGCGACCUACUACGUCGCGACCGAGGGCUACAUCUACGCCAUCCCGGCCUCGAUGCCCUCGGAGGUCGCGGCGCCGCUGCAGUGCGCCGGCGCGACCGUCUACGCCGCGCUCAAGGCGUACUACCGGACGGGCAUGCGCGUGGGCGUCCUGGGCAUCGGCGGGCUGGGCCACCUGGCGAUCCAGUUCGCCGCCAAGAUGGGCGCGCCGACGACGGUCUUCAGCACGAGCCCAGACAAGGAGAAUGAGGCGCGCGGGUUCGGCGCGUCCAGCUUCGUCGUGCUCGGGCACGAGGACAAGCUGGACGAGCCGGUCGACUUGCUCCUCGUCACCGCGCACAAGGCGCCGGAUUGGUCGACGUUCAUGAGCGAAAAGGUGGUCGCACGAGGCGCCCCGAUCGUGAUCCUGGGCGCGCUGGGCAUGACCCUGGAGUUCCCAUUCCUCCCCUACUUCUUCAACUGCUACAACCUGGUGACCAACCUGGUGGCCUCGCGGGCCACGCACGCCGAGAUGCUCGCCUUCGCCGCGCACCACGACAUCAAGCCGCUGAUCGAGGAGUUCCCCAUGGACGAGGCCGGCAUGGCCGAGGCCGUGGCGCGGCUGCAGCAGGGCAAGAUCCGGUACCGUGCGGUCUUGAAGGCGUGAAUCGCGUAAGAGCCUGAGGGGUUGGGAUUCGGGGACUGUGCUAUGUGGAUACGGUUCGACGAUUCACCGUUGGUGGAAAUUCUCCCUCGCGGGCGACGUUUGACGGUCGAUGGUCAAUGGUCGACGGGGUAGCAUGAUAGGCACGAGCGGGUCGAGUAUGAGGUACAAGGUACAGACUACAGGAACAACGGGGCGCUUCUUAUCACACGGUCGCAAAGAUCGAAACGCGGUUGCUUGAUGGCUCUUGGGACCCCCUUCCUUGCUUUCUACCAAAUGUCACCGGUUCAAUCUAACCCGCUCGACUCAAUCAUGCUACAGUAUUCACAGAGAGAGAGGUGGAGGGAAACAGUGAAAGAGGGCUCUGUGCCGUCUGUGUAUAGGGUAGCCGAUGGCAACG
Cladophialophora immunda is the source of this 1486-nucleotide messenger RNA. RefSeq lists its product as uncharacterized. The record is from RefSeq and is a predicted model, not a curated record. The transcript is spliced from 3 exons. NCBI's taxonomy places the organism in Eukaryota, Fungi, Ascomycota, Eurotiomycetes, Chaetothyriales, Herpotrichiellaceae. Bases 1 to 1089 code for a protein of 362 amino acids. Gene Ontology annotation, biological process: alcohol metabolic process. Gene Ontology annotation, molecular function: zinc ion binding; alcohol dehydrogenase (NADP+) activity.